GUUGUUCUUGUCGUCCUCGUUGUUGCAGCAAAGGAUGGUCAUCAGGGUGAGCAUGCCUUGCGACAAGUGCAGGUCCAAAGCCAUGGAGUUGGCCGCCAAGACAACCGGGGUGAUCUCGAUAAAGAUAGCCGGUGAUUAUACCAACCAACUUGAGGUGGUCGGUGAUGGCAUCGAUGUGGUCUGCCUCGUCAACCGCCUCCACAAGAAGCUUGGACGCGUCGUGAUUCUGGAGGUGGAGGAAGUGAAAGAUAAGAAACCAGAUCCAGAUGAGAAGAAGCCCGAGAAGUGUGAGAAGAAGUCGCAUGUGCCUGUCCCACAGUGUUAUCCCGGUUGCUACCACUAUCACUGCCCGUCGAGGCCACAAGUGGUCGUCUAUGAGGAGUCUGGCGCUUGCUCCAUCAUGUAAUUUUCCAGAGACGGUCUUGCCAACCAAACAAAUCAAGCAGGUGGGAAGGAAAAAAAUAACAUUAUUAUUAAAUACUCCUGCCAUCCCAAAAUAAGUGUCUCAAAUUUAAUAUAAUUUUUACUAAAGUUAGCACAAAGUUAAGACACUUUAAAAAAAUAAGUUGACACACUUAUUUUAGGACGGUGGGAGUACUUCAAGAGGUCUCAGUUGUGUGCAUUGCAAGAUGGAGUGGAGAUAAAAACAUUGUUCUUUCAUUGUGUAAAAAAAGAACUUGCAGGCGAGCCAUUAGGGCAUCUCCAAUAGUUUGUAUGUUAGCUUGCUGGUAAAAUAUGACAUGUCAUCAACCAACAUCUUAACAUACAACUACUCCAAUAGAUUGUAUCUAAUUUGCACAAUAGUAUGUAAGAUAAUAAAUAAGGUGCUCUCUCAUUCUACAUUGGAGCUUGUGUAAGGGGUGUUGGUUCAUGUACAUACAACCUAACUCUCUUUUCUCAUUUAUUGUAUAACACACCUAAAAAAUCCUAUGUGGCAAAGUCUACCAACAACUAUCUUACAACUAUUGGAGAUGCCCUUAGACGGAGGUCAAUCUAAUGACUUGAUGACGCUUGGAAUAAAGUGUUGCACCAAGAAACUCAGUU
Molecule: messenger RNA, 1044 nt
Organism: Triticum aestivum (bread wheat)
Lineage: Eukaryota; Viridiplantae; Streptophyta; Magnoliopsida; Poales; Poaceae
Product: heavy metal-associated isoprenylated plant protein 47
Exons: 2
Coding region: 35-406 (123 amino acids)
Molecular function (GO): metal ion binding
Source: RefSeq, a predicted model, not a curated record